This is a messenger RNA of Talaromyces amestolkiae, 333 nucleotides long. RefSeq lists its product as uncharacterized. The record is from RefSeq and is a predicted model, not a curated record. NCBI's taxonomy places the organism in Eukaryota, Fungi, Ascomycota, Eurotiomycetes, Eurotiales, Trichocomaceae. The transcript has 4 exons. Gene Ontology annotation, molecular function: acylphosphatase activity. The coding region runs from base 1 to 333 and encodes 110 amino acids.
AUGGCAUUGACCAGGGUCAGAUUCAGAGUCCACGGGACAGUUCAAGGCGUCAGCUUUCGAGCCUUCACCCAGAAACGAGCAACUGAAUACGGCGUCACGGGCUGGGUACAAAACAGUCCUGAUGGCAGGGUAUCUCCCCCAUCUUCCAUGGACAAUAUUGACCAGGCUUCUGACACAGAACAGGUCGAAGGCGAAAUCCAAGGCGAGCCCGACCUCGUGCAAAAACUGCUCAAAGACGUCGACAAAGGUCCUCGACACGCCCACGUUGUAAAACUAGAAAAGAGUGAUAUCGAGACUCAAGAAGAUGAACAGUCAUUUGAGAUUCGGAGAUAA